Schistocerca piceifrons (Central American locust) is the source of this 1740-nucleotide messenger RNA. Its product is annotated as endochitinase A-like. Lineage: Eukaryota; Metazoa; Arthropoda; Insecta; Orthoptera; Acrididae. The transcript has 4 exons. The record is from RefSeq and is a predicted model, not a curated record. Bases 1 to 1740 code for a protein of 579 amino acids.
AUGACAUUACUGGAAGGCACCAGGUGCCAGCCAGCCAGCCAGCCAGCCAGCAAGCCAGUAGCAGCAACAGAAGCGGUCCAGCCAGCCGGCAGCAGCGGUCCAGCCAGUCAGCAGCGGUCCAGCCAGCAGCAACGGUCCAGCCAGCCAGCAGCAGUCCAGCCAGCAGCGGUCCAGCCAGCAGCGGUCCAGCCACCAGCAGCAGUCCAGCCAGCAGCGGUCCAGCCAGCAGCAGUCCAGCCAGCAGCAGUCCAGCCAGCAGUGGUCCAGCCAGCAGCAGCGGUCCAGCCAGCAGCGGUCCAGCCAGCAGCAGCAGUCCAGCCAGCAGUAGUCCAGCCAGCAGCAGCGGUCCAGUCAGCCAGCAGCGGUCCCGCCAGCAGCAGUCCAGCUAGCUGCAGCGUUCCAGCCAGCAGUGGUUCAGCCAGCAGCAGCGAUCCAGCCAGCCAGCAGCGGUCCAGCCAGCAGUGGUCCAGCCAGCAGCAGCGGUCCAGCCAGCAGUGGUCCAGCCAGCAGCAGUCCAGCCAGCAGCAGUCCAGCCAGCAGCAGUCCAGCCAGCAGCGGUCCAGCCAGCAGCGGUGGUACAGCCAGCAGUGGUCCAGCCAGCAGCAGCAGUCCAGCCAGCAGCGGCCCAGCCAGCAGCAGUGCAGCAGUCCAGCCAGCAGUGGUCCAGCCAGCAGCAGCAGUCCAGCCAGCCAGCAGCAGUCCAGCCAGCAGCAGUCCAGCCAGCAGCAGCAGUCCAGCCAGCAGCGGUCCAGCCAGCAGGAGCAGUCCAGCCAGCAGUGGUCCAGCCAGCAGCAGCAGUCCAGCCAGCCAGCAGCGGUCCAGCCAGCAGCAGUCCAGCCAGCAGCAGCGGUCCAGCCAGCAGUGGUUCAGCCAGCAGCAGCGAUCCAGCCAGCCAGCAGCGGUCCAGCCAGCAGUGGUCCAGCCAGCAGCAGCGGUCCAGCCAGCAGUGGUGCAGCCAGCAGCAGUCCAGCCAGCAGCAGUCCAGCCAGCAGCAGUCCAGCCAGCAGCGGUCCAGCCAGCCAGCAGUGGUCCAGCCAGCAGCAUCGGUCCAGCCAGCCAGCAAGUGGUCCAGCCAGCAGCAGUCCAGCUAGCAGCAGCGGUCCAGCCAGCAGUGGUUCAGCCAGCAGCAGCGAUCCAGCCAGCCAGCAGUGGUCCAGCCAGCAGCAGUCCAGCCAGCAGCGCUCCAGCCAGCAGCAGCGGUACAGCCAGCAGUGGUCCAGCCAGCUGCAGCAGUCCAGCCAGCAGCAGUCCAGCCAACAGCGGCCCAGCCAGCAGCAAUGGUCCAGCCAGCAGUGGUCCAGCCAGCCAGCAGUGGUCCAGCCAGCAGCAGUCCAGCCGGCAGUGGUUCAGCCAGUAGCAGCAGUCCAGCCAGCCAGCAGCAGUCCAGCCAGCAGCAGUCCAGCCAGCAGCGGUCCAGCCAGCAGUAGUCCAGCCAGCAGCAGUCCAGCCAGCAGCAGCGGUUCAGCCAGCAGCGGUCCAGCCAGCAGCAGCGGUCCAGUCAGCAGUGGUCCAGCGAGCAGCAGCGGUCCAGCCAGCCAGCAGCGCUCCAACCAGCAGCGGUCCAGCCAGCAGCAGUGCUCCAGCCAACAUCGGUCCAGCCAGCAGCAGCGGCGGUCCAGUCCGCGGCAGCAGCAGCUGCGUUUCAUUGUUGCUGCAGAACUACAUGCUACACAGCCACCAACAGUGGCAGCGGCAGCAGCAGUAGUGGCAAGUGACCAGGAAGUCUGCAUUGAGCUCUAA